AUGUUACCGGCUGCGGCGCCGGCGCUGCGCGGAGCUGGCGCACCGCUGCACGGGGAGGCAGCGCUGCCGGGCGCCGCGGGGAGCGAGGGGCUGCGUGCGGGGAAACGGCCCUGUGCAGGACGCGCUCUCCUGCCUCUCCUGUCUGCAGGCUCAGCGUAUUACGAUAACGUCCGGCCCUUGGCCUACCCGGACUCGGAUGCGGUACUCAUCUGCUUCGACAUCAGCCGCCCAGAGACGCUGGACAGUGUGCUCAAGAAGUGGCAAGGGGAAACUCAGGAAUUCUGCCCCAAUGCGAAGAUUGUGCUGGUGGGCUGCAAGCUGGACAUGCGGACAGACCUCAACACACUUCGGGAGCUUUCCAAGCAGCGCCUCAUCCCUGUCACACACGAGCAGGGCAGCGCGCUGGCGCGGCAGAUCGGCGCCGUGGCCUACGCCGAGUGCUCCUCCAAGGUCUCGGAGAACAGCGUGCGGGAUGUCUUUCACGUCACCACGCUUGCCUCGGUCAACAGGGUGCACAAGAACUUGAAGCGCAGCAGCUCCAAGCGAGGACUGAAGCGGGCGUCGCAGAUGCCUGGCAGGACGGACUUGCUCAGUGAUGCAGAGAUCAGGAAAGACCGAGCCAAGAGCUGCUCCAUCAUGUGAAAACAGGCUGUAAAUAGUGCGUGUGUCUUGUCCAUUUGUACAGUAACUGCCCGGCAAGGGCCUGGCGCCGGCUCGGGGC
Molecule: messenger RNA, 721 nt
Organism: Tinamus guttatus (white-throated tinamou)
Lineage: Eukaryota; Metazoa; Chordata; Aves; Tinamiformes; Tinamidae
Source: RefSeq, a predicted model, not a curated record